AUGCGAGAGGAAAUUGGGAAUCUGCGAAAACGAGUCACCGAAAAUAAGAUGGACGUUGAAUCGCUGAUCAAUCUGAUCCGAAAAGAGAACGAGCUGGCAGUGCUGGAAGCGUCCCAUUCGAUUCCGAAUUUUCAAGAUUUGGCUGAACGACAAUUGACUUAUGUCGAGAAAAUGCGAAAGUUCAAUGCGAGAAGUUCGAUUUUGAGAAUUAUCGAAGUUGAGCUGAUGCGGAAAGCCGAACGACCGCUAGAUGAGAUUGCAAAAGCCUACCGCUCGCUGCUCCAUGAAUUUCCACACGAUCCAAUGGUUUGGUGGAGUCAACUAGACUAUCUACAGUACGAUUCGAAUGUCUAUUCGUUUGAAGGACUACGAGACGUCUUCUACAAAUGUCUGAAUACGAUUCGGAAUUUGGCGACGGGCGGUAUGCAAUCACAUGCGAAUCGAAUCGCCGAUAUGCCGCAAUUCAAGCUAUUCUAUUUCAUCGUUUAUCUGCGAUUCUUGAAGUGGAUUAUGCAUUGUGGAUUGACACCGGUUGCUUUAGCCAAUGUUCAGGGGUCAAUGGAGUACAGAUUCGGUUUCAUUGAGCCAGUCGACAAGAAACAAAAUCGCCAGCACCUUUUCAAUGAGUACUGGGAUAUCAAAAUUCCAAGAAUCGGAGAUCCAGGCGGACAAGGAAUGGAGGUGUUUCUAUCGCAAAACCAGACGAACCUCGAUCCAAUUCAACACGAAUCGUCUGAAAUGGAGAGAUGGUCGUUCGACGCGUACCAAGCGCUGGAAAUCCUCCAUAAGCAGUGCCAAUCGGAAGAGGCGAAUUGGGUGGAAUACGAGCGGAAAAUGCAGAAUUUGGAUUGUCGAGUGAAGCGGAACGAGUACCAAAUUGAUGAGUAUAUCGAUUUGGAGCCAAUCGACAUGUUCGGCAAUGUGAUGGCCGAGGAUUUGCACAUUUUCAGUGAGAUUGAUGACUAUACGGUUAUGGAUUGGACACAACCGAUGUUGGAGAUGUUGGGAGUCAAGUUUUUGCACUCGUCCGGUUGCUUCACCACGACGGAACACGUGAUUUCCGAAUGGAUUCAACGGGACAUCUUCAAACAAUCCCUACCGAAUUUCCCCGAAACUCCCGCAUACACCGAACCGACUACGGUAGCCGUCGGAAUGCGAAUCCUUCGAUUCCUUCUGAAUCGACGUCAUCAGGAGGUGCUGAAGACGUCAACGACGACGGUGACGAGGGACGAUUCAAUGAUGAAGUACCUGUUGGCAACCGUCGAGAUGAACGCCAAGGACAUUGAAAACGCUCCGGGUUUCGAGUAUUUCAAGAUUAAGCAAAAAACGGUGCUCUCACUGCAACAGCUAACAAAAGCCGACAUAAAUCUCUAUAAAACGGGAAAUGAUUAUGUGAUUCAAGCGAUGUCCCUCCAUGCAACACUAAAAAUGACACAGUGGUUCGAGCGGGCUGUGGCUGAGCAAUCGGAGCUGCUCAGACUGCAAGGGUUGUCUGAUGAAGCUCGCGAGAGCUUCAAGGCGCUUCUGGAUAAGUAUCGAGUCGAGAAAAAGGAUAUUGAUGGGUUGGCCUCGUGUAGGACGUUCAUUUGGAAGAUGAUCGACAGUCUCGUCGAAUCGUUGAAUCAGCAGGAUGGCGGCGGCAGCGUCUCGACGAAUAUCAAAAAUCCGUCGAUACCGUAUCCAGUGCUUCAACUCGUGCUUUUCGCCAAAAUUUUGAAGGCCCGCCAAUACGUCUCCAGCGACGCCGUAGCUGCUCAAAUCCGUAUCGCACUGGGAAAAGAGAUUCUAGAGGAAAACGACGAUGACACGGUGAGAAUGUACGAUAAACGAGGUAUACUGUAUCGUGAAAUGAUUGGAUCACUGCUGGAUCAAGUACAAAUGCUCACAGAGAGGGACGAGUAUGAAGAGACGCAGGGUAUUCCGGAAUUCCCGCGGGUUGGAGCACUGUGCACCGCGUUGCACUGGGCCGUCGAGUUUAUUUUUUUGAAACAGAACAAGGAGCCGCGUAAGACGCUGAACAACGCCACCAAAUCGCUUCUGGAGAAGUUCGACGUGUUCGAUGAGAAGCAGAAGGAUUGGAAUCGAGGAGACACGGAGAAAUACAGGGAUCGAGUGGAUAUUCAGUUCCUCCUCGACACCCUCAUCGCCUUGUUCCAUCACAAGGACUUCCGUACGACCCACUUCGACAACUACCACAAAAUCGUUCUUCGCUCAUCGGCCACGUUCAAUUGUGAGACGAAAUAUAUGCUCAAGUUGGCCGAGUUGUACUCCACGAAUCGAUUUCAGUGGAUGAAGAUCCGCGGUGUGAUGGACGAGCGAAACAAGGAGAUCCGUCGCAAGUCGGCCUACCAAUUCGAUUUCCUCGCCGAACGACGUCUUCUGAUGAACAAUCUCGCCGUGAUGUUCUCCACAAUGCGGAUUUGCGCGAAGAUCGGAGGAGAAUCGUCGAGCCGAAUGCAAUUCAAGGAGUGGAAUCAACGAGCGAUGACACUGAAUGAUCCAUCGGUUUGGCGGAUGGUCAUGCACGCGGCGAAGCAGCUCGAUUUGGAGGCUUCCAAGGAGUUUGAGGAGACAUUCACUCGUGCCAUCGGUCAAUGUCAAUGGGCCCAUAAUCUGUCGAUCGACUACGUCGCCGGCAGACCGGACAAGCUGAAAGCAGUUCUGCUAGCUCGUCUGGAUCAAACCGUUGGUCAACCGCACACGCACUUUGUCGAGAAUCUGGACACGCUGUCAUCGUUCAGAGAUAUUGGAGCAUUUCGAGAGAAUAAUCCAGCUCCUCCUGCUCCUCCUCCCCGUCCUCUUCCAGCCGAUGAAUUACUAGAAGUCAAAGAAGAAGAAAUUCCACGAAGAAAUUGA
Messenger RNA from Caenorhabditis briggsae, 2856 nucleotides. RefSeq names its product Protein CBR-NRDE-2 (gene Cbr-nrde-2). The record is from RefSeq and is a predicted model, not a curated record. Gene Ontology annotation, cellular component: catalytic step 2 spliceosome. The transcript has 14 exons. Bases 1 to 2856 code for a protein of 951 amino acids. Gene Ontology annotation, biological process: negative regulation of RNA catabolic process; regulatory ncRNA-mediated post-transcriptional gene silencing. Lineage: Eukaryota; Metazoa; Nematoda; Chromadorea; Rhabditida; Rhabditidae.